AAGAAAAAAGUCUACAGCUACAGGGGCCAUAACUUGGGGGAUGAUAUUGAUGCCAGAAGCCAUUGGCUACUUGUUGCACCAGUGCUCCAAAAUCACGGCAUUGAGACAUGGUCUUUCCCUUCAUGCCGCUGCUUUGAAGUCUGGCAUGCUAUCUGAUGUUGUUGUCUCCAACCAUGUUCUAAACAUGUACGCUAAGUGUCGCCAGAUCUCAUAUGCUCGACAAUUGUUUGAUGAGAUGCCUGAAAGAAACCUUGUCUCUUGGUCAGCUAUGAUCUCUGGUUAUGACCAAGUUGGAGAGCCUUUGUUGGCACUCAGUCUAUUUUCUCAAAUGCAGCUUGUGCCCAAUGAAUUCGUAUUUGGCAGCGUUAUCAGCGCCUGCGCCAGUCUUUCCGCGUUGGUUCAAGGCCAACAAAUUCAUGCUCAAUCGCUGAAGUUUGGCUGUGCAUCCAUUUCUUUUGUUUACAAUGCACUUAUCUCAAUGUACAUGAAAUGUGGUCGGUGUCGUGAUGCCUUAAGGGUCCAUGCCGGUGCAUCUGAACCAAAUGCUGUCUCUUAUAAUGCUUUGAUUGCUGGAUUUGUGGAUAACCAACAGCCUGAAAAAGGAGUUGAAGUUUUCAAACUCAUGAACCAAAAAGGUCUUGUGCCAGAUAGAUUUACCUUUGCUGGGCUGUUGGGAAUCUGCAACAGUUCAGAUGAUUUUUGGAGAGGAUCGCAAUUGCAUUGCCAAAUGAUUAAGCUUGCACUUCACUCCUCAGCUUUUAUUGGCAAUGUGAUUAUAACCAUGUAUUCAAUUUUCAAUUUGAUAGGAGAAGCAGAGAAGUCCUUUAGACUAAUUAAAGAGAAAGAUCUGAUUUCAUGGAACACCUUAAUAACUGCUUGUUCUCAUUGUAAAGAUCAUGAAAGGGCUUUAAGGGUUUUCAAAGAGAUGUCCAGUGAAUGUUGUGUGAGGUCUGAUGACUUUACUUUUGCCAGUGUCCUUGCUGCCUGUGCUGGGCUUGCGUCAAUACGCCAUGGGCAGCAGAUUCAUGCUCAUUUAAUCAGGACAAGACAGUAUCAAGAUGUUGGAGUUGGUAAUGCCCUUGUCAACAUGUAUGCCAAAUGUGGUUCCAUUAGAAAUGCUUAUGAGAUAUUCAGUAGGAUGCUCCAUCACAAUCUUAUCUCAUGGAACACCAUAAUUGCUGGAUUUGGAAAUCAUGGGCUUGGAGCAAUGGCCCUUGAACAUUUUGAGAUGAUGAAGGCUGAGGGCAUAAAGCCAGAUCCUGUUACCUUUGUUGGACUUUUGGCAGCUUGCAAUCAUGCAGGGCUGGUGGAAGAGGGCCAGAUUUACUUUAAUUCUAUGGAAGAGACCUAUGGAAUUUCCCCUGAUAUGGAGCAUUUUUGUUGUCUUAUUGAUUUGUUAGGACGGGCUGGGAAACUACAAGAGGCACAAGAGUACAUAAAAAAACUUCCUUUUGGGCAUGAUCCGAUUGUUUUAGGGAGUUUGCUGUCUGCGUGUCGGCUGCAUGGAGAUGUUGUCAUUGGGGAGCACUUAGCUACCCAACUUCUGAGACUUCAGCCUGUUAGUUCUUCGCCCUACGUUUUAUUGUCAAACUUGUAUGCUUCAGAUGAUAAGUGGGGUGGUGUUGCGGAGGCAUGGAAGAUGUUGAAAGAUAGUGGAUUGAAGAAGGAGCCUGGCUAUAGUUUGAUUGAUGUAAUGGGAAUUUUUGAGAAGUUCACAAUCGGAGAUUUUUCACAUUCAAGGAUUGAAGAGAUAAAAUACAUACUCAAAACUCUAAAUUGGGCAGUGGAUGAAGUUUCUCUGAAUCAUCGAACCAAAUCCUUUGAAUAGAUCAGCUUGGACUUUAUUGCGUGCACAUGGGGUGUCCAUGAAUGAACAUGAUUCUUCUCCUAGUUGCAGAUACAAAGAGGGGGCUCUCAUAUUGUUUAUCCAUCCAUUUUCCUCUGUCCCCAAAAGAUCUGGGAAAGAGGAAUCAGAUGGUUGAUGUGCUAGCAAUGAUGGUUCUUUGGUUCUAAAACCAGUGGAGUUGAGCAAAUGAUGCCCGCUGAAUAUAUGAGCAUCAAUGGGCCGGAUGAUUGGUUAAGUUGUCCAUUUCUUUAAGUUACUGAGUUUUGCUUUCACUUUAUGCAGCUCAAAAUAAACACGGACUAGAUUAGCGGAAAUUCAUCUGAAGUUUCUACUUAUAGUUCUUUAUCUCGUCGCAAUGUUAUCAUAUUCCGAAAUCAUGAAAUUUGUUCUUUAUAUUUGCAUGAUAGUCCCAUUUGCCAGUUUUACUUGCCCUGUUCACUUUUAUCUGAUUCUUCUGCAGGGAUGGACUCCAUAUAUGAUAAGAGGAAAGCAAAAUAGUGGUGAAGGAGAGAGAUUAAGGGAGUUUUUUUCAGAGGUAGAUUGUGAACCAAAUUUACACUGGAAGUCUCUGCCAGCAGAUUUUGCUGGAGUUUCACCCCCUAAUUCCAGAACCAAAAUAGGUGAAUUGAACCUGAUUAACCUUCACUGUGGUGGAAUGUUGUCAAUGACCACAGCACUUCUUUUUUUAUUUUUCUUUUUUAAAAUUUGAUUUAUGAUGCUUUUAAGGUGUCGCAUGUAAGAAAUUUUAAUAUUUUUAUUUUUAAUUUUAGGAAGUGGCUUUAUGGGCAUUUUUGUCUUGACAUGUAAUAGAUUUAACUGAUGAAAACUGAUUUAUAUAUACAGUGUCUUCUAAGUUCAA
Hevea brasiliensis (rubber tree) is the source of this 2705-nucleotide messenger RNA. Its product is annotated as pentatricopeptide repeat-containing protein At2g13600. The transcript is spliced from 2 exons. The coding region runs from base 41 to 1828 and encodes 595 amino acids. NCBI's taxonomy places the organism in Eukaryota, Viridiplantae, Streptophyta, Magnoliopsida, Malpighiales, Euphorbiaceae. Gene Ontology annotation, biological process: RNA modification. Gene Ontology annotation, molecular function: RNA binding; protein binding. The record is from RefSeq and is a predicted model, not a curated record.